Molecule: messenger RNA, 5010 nt
Organism: Exaiptasia diaphana
Lineage: Eukaryota; Metazoa; Cnidaria; Anthozoa; Actiniaria; Aiptasiidae
Exons: 2
Coding region: 1-5010 (1669 amino acids)
Source: RefSeq, a predicted model, not a curated record
AUGUGUAAUAAUUUACAGUCUGAAAUAACCUCUCUAAGGACUAAUAUUUAUACUGCAUGGGAUCCUAAAUCUGCUCAAGAAGCUGCAGAUAGGAUCGUAAAUGACUGGAAACACUUUGAAGAGAUUUACAAUGAGUAUCUCACUGGUAUUAAGGAAAAGGGACGUCUUGAAACUGUUCAAACUAAGUAUAUGUUGAUCAAGGAACUAGCUAGCAAUGUGUUUGAUGAGUUUAAAAGACAACUACAAGUAAACGAACAAGCUGCAACGGAUGAUGUAUUCGAAAUAGCCUCUGUUAGAAGCGACUGCAAUAACUUGCCUGCUUCGAGCCAAAGGCAAAAACUAAGAACCAUGCUUUUAGCCAAAAGGAAACUUGAACUAGCCAAAUCAAGACAACGCGAAGAAAUAGAAAACGCAAGGAUCUUACAUGAGAUGACUGCAAGAAAGGAGAUACGAAAACUUGAAGAGGAAGCCGCGCUAGCUGAAGUAGAAUGGCAAGUGGAGACUGAAUGCGUACCUAACGAGGAGAUUCAAACAAAGGCCUAUGAUGAUCAUGGUAAUAUUAAACACAGCACACCCAACAUAGGCGCCUUUAAACCUUAUCAGACUACUCCUCCCGCUAUGUCAACAUUGAAGCCAAACGUCGUACCACCUGACAACGGCCACCCGCCUAGUCCUGUCUUCAAUCUUCAGUCUCCGGUCAACUGGAGACAAGGAUACGUUGACGAAAGGAAUUUGGCGGGAAAGCGUGCACCAUUCUCAGAUGGUCAACAAACUCCUGCAGCGCCGCAUGUACCCGUCUACGAUGGUCAACAAACUCCUGCAGCGCAACAUGUACCCGUCUACGAUGGUCAACAAACUCCUGCGACGCCGCAUGUACCCGUCUACGAUGGUCAACAAACUCCUGCAGCCCCGCAUGUACCCGUCUACGAUGGUCAACAAACUCCUGCAGCGCCACAUGUACCCGUCUACGAUGGUCAACAAACUCCUGCUGCGCCACAUGUACCCGUCUACGAUGGUCAACAAACUUCUGCAGCACCACGUGCAUCUGUCAUAGAUAAUAAACAAGAUCCCUCAUAUCUGUCUACUACAGCUUGUAACGCUUAUCAAGCUACCAUAGAACGGUAUAAGCCAAUGGAUCACAUUGCAACGAUGUUAAAGAUACAACUCCUUAACGGCAUAAAGCCAACCCAAUUCAGCGGUAAACCAGCCGAUUUUCCUUUCCUGCGUAAGCAGUUGAGAGAACACUUAGAAACAGAGCAUCUAUCUGACGCCCAGCGCGUUGAGUAUUUACCAAAGUUCCUUUGCGGCGAGGCAUUAGAAGUUGUUAAAAGAAAUCGUGGCUGUUCAUACCAGGACUUAGUCAAUAUCCUCGAAACUCGCUAUGGUCAACCUAUACAGGUCUCACAGGCCUGUAUAGAAGAACUUAUAUCUGGCCCAAAAUUAAACUAUGGGGAUAAUGUAGGACUGUUGAACUUUGCUGAAACACUAACUACAGCCACCAAGAUUCUGACGGGCGCCGACGAGAAGGAAAUAAGCGUUGCCACUAACCUACGCAGAAUCGUCAAUCGGCUCCCGAACGACCUCGUGUCAAAGUGGCAAAGUGUGAACUACGAAAUACUUUGUCGCGGAUCGUUCGCACGCCUAAAGGACAUUUCUGACUUUGUCAGAAAGCAUGCAACGAUUAGAAAUGACCCAGUUUACGGUUUACCGAAAAGAGAAAACAAGGAUACUAAAGGCAAUACAAGGACAAUGGCGCACACUCGCCAUCCCGCACCUAGAGUAUCGACCGUCGCCACAGCAAGCGUCCAGAAAGACAUAAAGGAGGCUUCAAGCGCACCCAAAGACCGAUGCGAAAUAUGCAAAGACUCUCCUCACAACCUGAAAGUUUGUCCAAUCAUUAAGCAAUGUGAUCACGUAGAUGUACGUCGUCAUUAUGCCGCUGCCUAUCAAUUCUGUUUCAACUGUGGGAAACAACGCCCAGGACAUGGUUCUGGGACCUGCCCAGAUACGCCGUCCUGCACGCGUUGCAAUGGUCGCCACUUGGACAUACUUCAUAAAGACAGGCUUCCCGGUCGUCUGAACCCUCCAUCACACAGCAACGAUAAGGCUCCGGCCCGUGGUGACAAGAAACCAGGACAGCCUCAGGAUGCAAAGAAGCCGGACCUAAAACCUCAGCCAAAGGGAGUAAAAUCCGCGGCGGUUCAAAACUCUAACUCGUCUGUUGUACUAAACGUCCUCCCUGUUGUUGUUACCUCGAGUGAUAACAGGAGCUUGUCUACUUACGCCUUUCUCGACAAUGGCUGUACAGACACGCUGAUAGAUCGGCAGUUAGCUGAUGAACUUGGCCUAACCGGAAGAACUGAGGAAAUUGAAAUCGUUACAAUUACCUCCACCCAAGAAGCCGAAUCUAAACGUGUAAACUUUACCAUUAAAGCUAUUAACAGUGAUGAGAAAGUAAAGGUCAACGAUGCAUACGUCCUCGCGGAUCUACGUCAGUAUGGACAGGUUCUACCCGAAUCUGUUGACACCUCUACCUACACCCACCUGCAAGACAUCAAGUUUUCUUCUGUUGAUCUUCCCCGCAUAUCAGUAUUGAUUGGCAGUAAUAUUCCUAGUGCACACGUGCAGCGAGAAGUGAGGAUUCCUGAUGAUGGUGACAAUGGCCUCUAUGGAUAUCACUAUUCACUUGGAUGGACCUUGUGUGGUCCGAUCGACGCAAUUUCUAAGGACACUGUAUCUGUAAAUUCCAUAUCAAUGGACUGUCAACUUGAUGAAGCUCUUGAAAAAUUCUGGAAGUUAGAAGAUAAUGUAAUAUCUGGUGCUAAGAAGGAACUGUCUGUCGACGACAAACGGGCUCUUCGGAUAAUCAGCGAAACCACAAGAUUUGUCGAUGGACAUUAUGAGGUAGGCCUUCCUUGGAAGGACGCUGAGCCCAACCUUCCAGACAACCGACGCAUGGCAGAAAAGAGACUCGAGAUGCUGAAACGUAGGCUACUGAAGCCUGAAAAUGCAGAUCUUGCACUGAAGUAUCGUGACACUAUGCAGGGAUACAUCGACAAAGGUUAUGCCAGGAAGCUAACUGAAGAUGAAGUAAAAACAGAGGGUCAAGUACGUUGGUAUUUGCCCCAUCACCCAGUUACCAACCCAAACAAGCCGGGAAAAGUUCGCAUCGUCUUUGACGCAGCUGCCGAGUACGAAGGUGCGUCGCUUAACAAAGCAUUACUGCAGGGUCCAGAUUCCACAAACAGCCUCAUCGGUGUUCUUCUGCGGUUCAGAAAGGGCAACGUGGCUUUAGCCGCCGAUGUAGAGUCUAUGUUCCACCAAGUCCGUGUCCCAAACCACGACCAGCAAGCUCUGCGCUUCCUUUGGUGGACUCGUGGUUAUGAUGAACCUCCUGACGUAUACGUAAUGCAAGUACACAUCUUCGGAGCCACUUCAUCGCCGUGCGUGGUAAACUCAACCCUCAGGAGAGCUGCUGACGACAAUGCCGAUAACUUCUCAGAAGAGACGGUCGCGGCUGUUAAACAGAACUUCUACGUGGACGAUGGACUGCCAUCCUGUAGUGACACCGCAUCAGCAAUUACUCUUGCGAACCAAAUGACUGACCUUCUUAACAGAGGGGGGUUCAAUCUCACUAAGUUCACUUCAAACUGUAAAGAUGUCCUUGCCUCCAUUCCUACGCCAAAGAGAGCAAAACCUGAACUAGAUCUUGAUUUGGACGAACUACCCGUGGAGAGAGCCCUCGGUGUUCGAUGGUACCCGGAAUCAGAUGAGCUCGGAUUCACAAUCAAAGAUCUGGAUCGUCCAGAAACUAAACGCGGGAUCCUGUCGACAGUGUGCUCGUUGUAUGACCCACUUGGUAUUGCAGGUCCGGUAGUCCUCCAAGCUAAGAACCUCCUUCAGGAUCUCUGGAGAGCGAAGGUUGGCUGGGAUGACCCGUUAGCUGAUGAAUUCCUUAACAGAUGGCGAGAAUGGAAAGAUGCCCUUCAGAUCAUGGCUGAUGUGCGCAUUCCCCGUUGUUACUUCUCGCUUGGAAUCAUCCUGUCUGAUUGUAAACUUCAGAUACAUCAUUUUGCUGAUGCCUCGGAACAUGGGUAUGGGACUGUAUCCUAUCUGAGGGUGAAGAACCCAGAUGGCUAUGUCCAGUGUUCGUUCCUCAUGGGAAAGUCACGUAAUGCUCCCGUCAAGUUUACCUCUGUCCCACGGCUCGAGCUACAAGCGGCCGUUUUAGCAACACGCGUGAACAACACCAUUAGGUCUGAACUUGACUUACACAUCGAGAAGGCACGUUAUUGGACGGACAGUGCAAUAGUUUUGCAUUAUCUCAGAAAUCCUAAGCUUCGACUGCAGACAUUCGUGGCCAACCGAGUACAAGAAAUUAGUGAAAACUCGAGUGUCGAUGAAUGGAGACACGUUUCCGGCGCUCUAAACCCAGCUGAUGACGUUUCACGAGGAUAUGGACCCUCGCAGCUGUCUUCAGAUGGCCGCUGGCUACGCGGCCCUGACUUCUUGUGGCGCGAUGAAUCCAUGUGGCCUGAUGAAGACAUCAAUGCUCCAGCCGAAGAGGUCCUCGAACUCAAGAAGAUAAAGCACGUGAACAUUGCUGCCGUCAAACCCAAAGAAAACAGCCCUCCACAGAUGUCAGAAUUGCAAUUACUCAUCGAAAGCUGCUCGGACUGGACCACACUACUCCGUCGAUUUGCAUGGCUCUCAAGAUUCGUUCAAUACAUCCGUAACCGCAAAGACGUCCCAAGAGGUAAUCUGACACUCGACGAGAUUGAAAAUGCUGAGCUACAAGUUGUCAAGAUCGCACAACGAACGUGUUACAAAGAUGAGAUCAAAGCUCUACACUCUGCUAAAGGUGUAAAUCAGACUAGCAAUAUUGCUACGCUAAAUCCAGUACUCGACAACCAACAGUUGCUGAGAAGAGAAGUUCUGGAUCCCUCAAGCAAGAGUGUUGACCAGAUCUAUACUGCGAAGAUGCCUCACCUGCAAAAGGUUAAAUUCUAA